This is a messenger RNA of Saccostrea cuccullata (small rock oyster), 874 nucleotides long. RefSeq lists its product as uncharacterized. The annotation marks the transcript as partial. The transcript is spliced from 7 exons. The record is from RefSeq and is a predicted model, not a curated record. Gene Ontology annotation, molecular function: GTPase activity; GTP binding. Lineage: Eukaryota; Metazoa; Mollusca; Bivalvia; Ostreida; Ostreidae.
AUGUAGAGAAAAUAAAUCCUUGUAUUGGCCUGGAACGUCACGUGCAGGUUAUUAGAAGAAAAUGUCAACAAAUAAGAGUCCCUCAUUGUUUAAGGCUAUUUUUAUCUUCCUUAUUAUGCAAGCCUUUGGUAUUGUCUCUCGUAGUAAAGGGUACCCGGCAUACUCCUAUGAUUUUAAUAUGUUUCCAGUUCCGGAGUGUCCCAUGAAUUCUUCAACCUUUCAGCGUGCUGCAAUAAGGAUGAAUUGCACAACAGAUACUAGAUAUUUAUGUUCUCCUGAUAAUCAACUACAAAGUUUGAUAGAAUUUUGUACGAACCGUAAAAGGAAACUUUAUGGCCCAGAUUCUUGUGUCAGACUUGAAGGAAGAGGUGACCUUAACCAUGUCAAAUGUGUGAAAACUUUUUCUGAGGGUUGUCCAAACACAUCAUUUUACGAUGAGCAAAUUUAUAAAUUUCCAGCGUGCCUACACAUUAACACAGCAUAUAAGUGUUUUAAGGCUGACAAGAACUGUUCUAGUAUACAUCUAAACGGUUCUCAAGAAAAAAAGAUGACUGCUGGAGAUUGGAAGCUAGCUAUAAUUUUGGGAGUCCUUCUACCAUCCAUAAUUUUAUUUAUUUUUCUGAUAUCUUUACUGUAUUGGAGAAAAGUUAAAACUAAGAAAGAAAAUAAAGAUAUUAACCUUGGAGAACUUAGACAGCUUAAACAAUUUCUCGCAAAAAAGUAUGUGAAGGUAAAUCAUGCAAGAUGCAUCAUAGUUGGAUGUACAAAAGCGGGAAAAACAACUCUUUUAAAGCGAUUACAAGACAAACCAUUUAAAGAUGUGAAAAACGUAGAAGAAACGCAGGGGGUUGACGUCCAUGCAAAUAGCUUUGAA